UACAGGUAAUCCCUCAUCGGGAAACAUCCUCCUCCUAUAAGGCUAUUGGAUCUUUAUUUUGACAUAGACUUGGAGGUCUCUCCCUCAUAUGGUGACUCGUGAAAUCGCACAAGGAUAUUUGGCUGUAGGCGAGAAGCUCAUUUAGACUCAUGAGUAAGCAAUUCAAAACUGUUUGCUGAUCUGGAGGAGGAUCAUAGACCAGGAGAACAGCGUCAGAUCUGCCUGUGUCUUUACCUAAUAUCUUAUAAUAUCACGCAUAUUUAUGGUGCACCUCUCUCUCUACAGUGGGAGUGUUUUCAUGCAGCAUUAGCCUCACAGAUCUUUUGUCACAGUGCGACCACCUGCGCUUGGAAAUCAAAGGCGGUGGCUGCCCGGCGUGCGGAGCUGAAAAAAAAAAUCGGAGACUCUGAGCAUCUGUGCAGCUACUCCCCUAGAAGCCUGCUGCAAGGCAUGUCGACCGCCGGGGAAGUACCAGCCUUCUUCAAGAGCAUGGGCUCUGACAGCCCCGCCAGGCCGAGGCAGAAAUUCUGUGGCAUGUUCUGCCCGGUUGAAGGCUCCUCGGACAACAAGACGCUCGACUUUGAUGCGCUCUCGGCGUGCAGGGGCAAGAGUGACGGGCGAGUCAUUGACCGGCAGACCGACAUCUCCCAGCCGAGGAAGGUGGAGAUAAGGGAGAGCACAGGGAAGGAGGCUCUACAGAACCUGGAUGAUAAGAGGAGCGACCGUCUCCUGAUCAAAGGAGGGAAGAUCGUGAACGAUGACCAGUCCUUCUGUGCUGACAUCUAUAUGGAGGAUGGAGUCAUCAAACAAAUCGGGGAAAAUCUCAUCGUGCCCGGCGGGGUGAAAACCAUCGAUGCCCACGGCCGCAUGUUGAUGCCAGGUGGCAUUGAUGUGCACACGCGUUUCCAGAUGCCUGAUCGAGGCAUGACCUCUGCUGAUGACUUCUACCAGGGCACCAAGGCCUCACUGGCCGGAGGCACGACCAUGAUCAUUGACCACGUGGUUCCUGAGCCUGGCGUCAGCCUCAUCUCGGCUUUCGAGCAGUGGCGUGAAUGGGCCGACAGCAAGUCCUGCUGCGACUACUCGCUGCAUGUCGACAUCACCGAGUGGCACAAGGGCAUCCAGGAAGAGAUGGAGACGCUGGUGAAGGAUCAUGGCGUCAACUCUUUCCUGGUCUAUCUGGCUUAUAAGGAUAUUUUCCAGCUUACUGACGCUCAGGUGUACGAGGUGUUCAGUGUGAUCCGCGAUCUGGGAGCUAUCGCCCAGGUGCAUGCUGAGAACGGAGACAUUGUGGCUGAGGAGCAGCACAGGAUCCUGGAGCAGGGGAUCACUGGGCCUGAGGGACACGUGUUGAGCCACCCUGAGGAGGUGGAGGCGGAGGCCGUAAACCGCUCUGUGACUGUGGCCAAUCAGACCAACUGCCCUCUCUAUGUCACCAAGGUGAUGAGCAAGAGUGCUGCUGAUGUCAUCGCCCAGGCCAGGAAGAAGGGCACUGUGGUCUACGGAGAGCCAAUUACCGCUAGCUUGGGAACAGACGGUUCUCACUACUGGAGCAAGAACUGGGCCAAGGCUGCUGCCUACGUCACCUCCCCUCCUCUGAGCCCCGACCCAACCACACCAGACUAUCUCAACUCCCUGCUCUCCUGUGGUGACCUGCAGGUGACAGGAAGCGCACACUGUCCCUUUAACACUGCCCAGCGUGCCGUGGGCAAAGACGACUUCAGCUUGAUUCCUGAGGGCGUCAACGGCACUGAGGAGAGGAUGUCUAUCAUCUGGGACAAGUGUGUGGUGACGGGUAAGAUGGACGAAAACCAGUUUGUGGCGGUGACCAGCACCAACGCCGCCAAGAUCUUCAACCUGUACCCCCGCAAGGGUCGUAUCGCCGUGGGUUCAGACGCCGACUUGGUGCUGUGGGAUCCAGACAUCACGAAGAUCAUCUCUGCCAAGAGCCACAACUCGACUGUGGAGUACAACAUCUUCGAGGGCACAGAGGUGCGCGGCGGGCCUCUGGUGGUCAUCAGCCAGGGCAAGAUCGUCUUGGAGGAAGGGAAUCUCCACACCACUGAGGGCUCGGGACGCUUCGUAGCCCGCAAACCUUUCCCUGACUACGUCUACAAGAGGAUAAAGGCUCGCAGCAGGCUGGCUGAGCUGAGGGGCGUACCCAGAGGACUGUACGACGGUCCGGUCUGCGAGGUGUCAGUCACACCUAAAACUAUGACUCCUGCCUCCUCUGCUAAGACCUCACCUGCCAAGCAGCCCAACCAGCCCGUCCGUAAUCUGCACCAGUCUGGUUUCAGUCUAUCUGGUGCCCAGAUUGACGACAACAUUCCUCGCCGGAACACCCAGCGCAUCGUGGCGCCACCAGGCGGCAGGGCCAACAUCACCAGCCUGGGUUAGAGGUCCGCCCCUCGGCCGCUGAGGAGGAAACAAAGGUCUGAGGAAGGACGGCCUACAGGAGCUGAGGGGUCAAGGAAAACCCACGUCACGACACCAGGAGCCGAACCCUUUCGCAGCACCCGACCGGGCCAUCCGUCAGCCUCGAUCUUUCACCUCCUCCUUCGCCGCUUUUCACGUACCCACUCUCCUCCUCCCCAAAAACCCGAGCCUAGAGGACACAGUUAGAAACAAAAAAAAAGGUCUGCCUCAUAUGAUUUAAAAAAAAGAGAAAAAAAUGAAACACUCCUUAUUUGAGCACUUUUGACUGCGUUAUUUUGUUUUUUUUAUACCGUCUUUUCUCCCUGCCAUAUUUCCUUCUGAUGUUUGUUUUACUGUUGUUUUAAUAGAGGGAUCCAGUGAGACUAAACUGAAAUAACACAGUUAAGAGAAGUGGAACAUUUCAUGCAGGAUGUCCAUAAUAUUUCCAUUCUGUCUUGUCAUUUCUGAAGCAGUUUAAAUGGCGUACGGUUAUUAAACCAGUGUUGUCGUCUUCUUUUCUUGUUUCUCCUGAAUAGGCCAAACACUAGGCUGCUUUAAAUCCAACAGUCUUAUAGUUAAUUCAGCCGAAAAGAAUCAAACACUUCUUUCAAGCUGUCUGUGAUUUGUAUUAUGUUGCAUUUCAGUUGCUUCACUUUCCAGUGCAUCGCCAUCUGUCACACACUCCUGUAGUCAAUACCCAAUUGAUAAUUCGCCAGGAUGACGGCCUUAAAGGUUCGAAAAGUUGAACAGUCCAGCGAUCUUUUAUUAGAGUUAUUGACUCUGGCUGCACUGGCUCUCAUCUCAUGUUUUCCCACCUGUGGCUUUGCUAAGGUACAUAAGUAAAAAACCAUAUUCCAUAUUUUGGCAGCUGCCUUAGAGCUUGUGAGUCUUGUGGAGCAGAAGGAGCUUUGGCAGGUAGUAAAUAGAGCUUUAUGCCUCAUCUGAGUGUGGAGAGGGAGAAUUGAUGGAAGGAUUUAGGGAGGAAAAGGAAAGUUGUACGCGCUGUCAUUUGAAACUCAACCUUUCCUUGCCUUAUUGACUCUUAAUGCCGUCCUUUUAGAAAAUUUCACCACGCAGCUACAUACUUUCCGGUUUGUUUGCAUUCCUGUGAAUCAUAAAGGUCCACUUUUCUUUUUUUGUUUGUUAAUUAAACGCUGUCGGCGCAGCCAUCAUCACCAACCAGUGCAUUUACAUACAGAAUGUUUCUCCUCCUCCAAAUGUGACUGUUUUAUACUCAUCGAAAUCCCUCUUUCUUUUCUACUCUUUAUGUGCCUGAACCCACAGAAGUUGUACUGAUAGUUUUAAAAAAUGUUUGUUGUUUUGUUAUUCUUAUUGAGGUAAGUGAAGGAUGUAAGAUAAAAAAAAGAAAAGAUGUAAAAUAGCCAGGAUUAACCGAUUCAAAGGUGCCAGACUUUGCGCUUUCGUAGGGCCUAUUCUGCCGGUAGAGCCCCUGUAAAGACGAAAAAAUGCUCGAUAUCUUGAAAUGUUCUAAUGUUUUAGAGUUUUUAACUUGUUGUCAAACUGCUUUUUAGUGUCAUUCUGUAACUAGGUGCCUAAGGGCUGAGCACUAUUGAUUUACGCUUGAAAGUAGACAUGAGCUAAUGUGCUUCUGAAUAGUGUGCAGUGUUGAUGUGUGAGGGAUGGGACACGCGCAGCAGCAGGCUCCUGUACAGCACUCUGAACUGUUGUGGAUGUGACAUCGCUCAGGGCCGUGCUGAGCGCUCAUACACUCUUUUUUUUUUUUGUGCAUGAUCUGGUUUUCAUUAAGCCAAGCAACUGAUUUCCUGUGUUAGUUCUUAUGUCAAUGAGGUCUUGGCCACUACUCACCAUCCCUCUGCAGCCUUUUUCUUCCCCAUGACUCAACACGGAGCAACGAGCUCACCCUGACACGGACAUAGGGGCCAGUUACUUCAAUCUAGAGUAAGAAAUUAGACUUAAACAACAGGCUUACUCACACAUAUACAUUCACGCAUACAUACAUAUAUAAUGUAGAUACAGACGACACCACCUCUGUUUGUGCUUUCAACCCCAGUUGUUUCACACUCCCUCCCCUCUGAUCUAACUGGGAGCCUAUAGAAGGCAAAGUCUGUCAGUGCUGCGCGUGGUAUAUGUGUAAAGCAUCCACAGCGGGGGGGAAUGAAACAUGUCUGAGACAAGACAGGAAUGAGAAAUGGAAACCUGAUCUCCACGGCACCUUACGCAUCACACGACAAGGUUUUUGUUAGUCAGGAGUGGGGAAUUUGACCCCGUCUGUCUGACACAGAGCUCCACUGCUGCCUCUUUUCCCUGAUUGUUUCUCACUCUAAUUACCCCAAGAAAUUCCCAGAAUAAGUGACGGCAUUGUGCGUUUCUGCAAAUCACAGAUAUGUUAAAUUUGUACGUUAUGUCGCGAAUGAAGCUGUGGUUAUUGUGUGUUAAAGCUGAGGCACAAAAACCACCUGGUUAUGGUUAGGAAAAGAUCACGUGUGGCUUAAAAUACCUGAUUUUGGAAACGCAGAAAAAUACUUCUCGUGGCACUAUCCCUGCAGGAAGUGAUACAAUAUGUCGAUAAUAUGACGGCACCAGUUAGUUUCUGGGCUCCUUUUUUGAAACCUUGAGUUCAGCAUUUUUGCCGUCACUGUCGUGGUUUUUUGGAGCCAGAAGUGGCCAUAUUUGGACAAGGGGAUGGAGCUGUGGAGGAGGGAGAGGUGGAUCGGAUUCAUAGACAUGUGGUGACACGUCACAGACAGCCUGAUACUCAGUCGCCCCCACCUUUAAUUUUAAGCCCUGAUAAAGUGGGUUUACAAAUUGAGUUGUGUAUGUACAGCUGUCAUGAAUGUUGAAAUUAGCUACAAAGACCAAAACAAACUUCCAUACCAGGUUGUAAAUAAGUUUCUUGACUCACUUUUGGAGCCAGCCCCAAGUGGCCAUUCGAGGAACUGCACUUGCAUUGGCUUCAUUUUUCAGUCCUGGAGGUUUCCGCUUGGUGGAAACAUAGCGAAAGAUUGGUAAAAAGCCUCUGAAAGAUGCAGUGAUGGCUUACUAAAAAACUUCCGUUGUUGGUAUGAACAGUGGUUUGCAGCUUGGUGUCUUGCAUCCACCAUCUCCUCCGUCUCCCAAUGGUAAAAUCAGCCCAAAAAACUUGCCACGUCACUUUAGACAUGUUGAUAUAUGUAUAAAACAUGGUCUGCUGAAACGUACAAUGCCAACUCUCGUCCCUCUCUUCUAGACCCAGUCUACAAGAUAUUAAUCCUUACAAAUAAACUUUAGGCGGGAGAGUAUGUGGCGGGAAAAGAUGGUAGUUAAAAUCCCUAAACACUGACACAUUUUGGCAGCAGGCGUAGCUCUGGUGAGAGUAAUAGCAUGCUCCUUGUAUUUUUGUAUUUUCCAUGUCACUCCUUCCUUUCAGUUUGUCUUUACCCCUCCCUCUUUGCCUUUCAUCCCCCUUCUUUUCUUUCAUUCCUCCCCUCCCUCCCUCUCUGGCUCCUUCGUUGUUUCUGGCUGUUGCCGAGGCGACAGACCCCUCCACUCUCGCAGGGUUCUGCUUUUUGUUUGUCAUGGCAACGCUUGUCAGAUCGGAGGUUGCCGUUAGCAACCUGUCCUGACCUGGUGCUAUGAGUACAGCUUUGCGUCUGCACACACACACUCACACACACACACACAGACAGGUUUUUAUAAUUAUUCUGUGACAGCUCUGCAGCAUUUCUACAUAAUCCUGUGCUGAGUUGCAUGGAAUCCUGAAUCCCCCGCUGCUUAAAAAGAAUCUAUUAGAGUUGAAAGCGCACUACAGACUACAGAAGAAACACACACACACACACAUACACACAGCAAACAGCCGUUGCUGUGAUGCAGCACCCAUGCCUGAAGAAUUGACUCGGACAUUAAAAAAACAGCUGUCAGCGUUGGCACCCUCGCCGUGUCCCAUGCCUCCUCGACGCACACACACUAAAACACACACAUAUACUCCUUUAAUGCUCUGUCAGCUUGGAUGCUUUUUCUAUGCCAUAUUAUGCUAAUGAUAUAUGAGUGAUAUGUAUGUACGCAACGUGCUGCAGGCUGAGAGGAGCUUCCUUCCGUUCGGAGGUAGUCGAUGCUGUUGAACACCUUCUCGCUCCCUGAACCUUUUCGCCCCCCCCUCUGUAAGCCUUCCCCCCACCCCCCUUGUGAAAGUGAAACUGUGUGAUGGUAUUUGUCUUGGUGGCUGUGGGGUUUCUGGGAUGCUUGCUCACUAUGGAAAAAGUGUCAAAUCCCGUGGAUGGUGAUGUAAACAAAACAACAAGGACUUCGAAGAAUUAAAAAAUGAGAAAAAAAGGAA
Epinephelus lanceolatus (giant grouper) is the source of this 6709-nucleotide messenger RNA. It is a transcript of the gene dpysl2b, whose product is annotated as dihydropyrimidinase like 2b. Gene Ontology annotation, cellular component: cytoplasm; cytosol. The record is from RefSeq and is a predicted model, not a curated record. NCBI's taxonomy places the organism in Eukaryota, Metazoa, Chordata, Actinopteri, Perciformes, Serranidae. Gene Ontology annotation, molecular function: hydrolase activity, acting on carbon-nitrogen (but not peptide) bonds, in cyclic amides.